GAGAGAGAGAGAGAUCGAGGAAGCAAGGCAGGCAAGCAGGCAAGAGGCGGAGCUGAGAGGAAAGCCUGCGUUCCCCUGCGGAGGCCAGGUUACUAUCUACUUGGAAACUAAUAACUGAAGAAGGGCAGUUUUUGUGAUGCCAGGGGUGCUGUCCCGAGAGUAAAAAGAAAAAGAGGACCACUACUUGUUGCAAACUUGAAUGGUAUUGUAAAAGACUGGAGUUGUAAAGACAACAUUUUAUUUAUCAACUGUGGGAUUCCUGAACACUGAAACAUUGACUGAUACCAUCUUACAUAUUUGGAGCUUUGUGUCUUGCUCCUAACUUUGGUAUUUGCACUUUGAACUGUUAACAAAAUGAGUGAAUUCUGGUUGUGUUUCAACUGCUGUAUUGCAGAACAGCCUCAGCCGAAAAGACGGCGACGGAUUGAUCGGAGUAUGAUUGGUGAGCCAACAAACUUUGUUCACACAGCUCAUGUAGGCUCAGGAGACCUCUUUAGUGGAAUGAAUUCGGUGAGUUCAAUUCAGAACCAAAUGCAGUCCAAAGGAGGCUACGGAGGAGGCAUGUCUGCAAAUGUUCAAAUGCAGCUCGUAGAUACAAAAGCAGGAUAACUGUGGCAUGCAUUUCCAGCUCUUGUGAAUUUCUGUCCCUUCUUUCCUGUGUCCCUCUCUUUAUGCCUUGGUGACUGCUUCCUGUGCUCAUGACGAGAGAAGUUGAUGGCUCAUCAUCCACCCCUUGUGAUUACACCAUUGAAACAUUCCCAUUCUGCUUUUGAGGAUGAUAUUUUAUCAGACUGGUCUUGUUGUGCCUUUCCAGUGGCAAUCCUACAUCUUACUGCUACCAAAACAUCUGUGGAUUAUAGUAUUGGUUAAGUUGGGGUUUUUUUGGAUGGGGCUUUUCCCCAUUCACUGUCAGCAUUUUUAAAAAAAAAAACACGUUAAGCAAACUAAAUUCUCAACAUGUAGUUCAGUGUUGGGUUGAUUUGAGUUUUGUAUUUCCUCUGCAAGGCCCUUUUUGGGGGUGUUCUCAUCUGUUUGGAAUUUUUUUAUAGUCUUCAUUUCUUUUUCUGUAAUUGGAAGCAAGUUCCUAAUAAUAUGUUGAACCUGUUGUUGUUAAUAUAGAUAUUUUUAAAGGUCUGGGACCUGCAAGCACAAUGAUCAUUUCACACAGUCAGAAAUCAGCAAAGUAUAUGAGCGCAUGCUAUGUGAAUUUGCUUGGUAUGGUGGCCUGUUGGGUGCCAAAAAUUAUUUUAGGGUUUUUUUAAUGCUUGUUCUUGCAGACUGAUGAUACUAUUGCUUCUUACAAAGUUUUGCAGUAGCACCCAACCAUGCCAAUCUCUUACAGGUGGGUGGGGGAGGACUUGUAACUUUUAGCUGCUUUGGAAAAUACAUUGUCUUAGGGUUUUAAUCCAACUGGUCUUGAGAUAAUAAAGAGGAAGCUUGCAUUCAUAAGGCAUUUUGUUGUAAAUGUUCAGUAUAUUUAUUUUGAAAAAGCUGACCUCAAGAUUGUAAGCCCGUGUAGUAACGUACAAGCUAAAUGUUGUGGUGGCGCUUUUGUCUGGUUCAAGAGGCAUUGUUACGUUGACUGCUUUCCCCUAUUAUUUCUUCGACAUCCCCGUCUCCCUGGAGCUUGGAAAUUUUAGCAUUGGUGCUAAGGCGUUAAAGUUGCCAUUACAAUGAAAAUUAAUUUGUAGGCAUUAAAUUGUAUGAGUGAAGAACUUUGGCAUUAUUAUUGUGUAUUAUUUGAUAGAAUAAGGUCCUUUUAAUAUUUUUUUAAAAAAUUAAACCCCUAAAUUACCUUGCAGCAAUAGCAAAUUAAACUAACACAGACCAUUAAACACAGCAGAACUCAUUGGUGCCAUUGUGAUAACAAUUGAUACAAUUGUUAUUUUUUUUUUUGUAAAAUAGGGGUAACAAAUUAAUUUGAAAAAAAUUACUUCCAAGCUCGUGUUUCCUCCCUCCCCUCCUUCUUUAAAAAAGAAAACUUAAUUUUAGGCCAUUCUGGUAUUUCCAGUAGCAGCAUGUUGAACUGCCUGCAGUAUUAUAGCUGGAAUUUAGUUGACCUCUCAAGUAGUUGGCAGUUUCCUCGUACUAAAUAUUUAGGGGUCAUGUAAGUUGCUAGGAGCAACAUAGCAACCUGGCAGGAACUGAUGCCAGCAAAAAGAACAUACAGGGUGGCUUUUUGCUAUAGUGGUAAAUAAGCCGUUUGCUCAGGUUCCAAAGCAUGUUCCUCUUUCACAAGGUGUGAAAAUUGUGUUUUAAUAUUGCACUGUUUUGGAAAUAUUUCUGUAAGUGAUCCUUUUCCCUUCUUUUUUUUCCCUUUUACUUUUUGUCUUGUCCAUCCUCAUGUCCCUUUGGUCAUAAGAAACUGAAGUCAGUUGAUUGAACACUAGCAAAAGAUUUUUAUUAAAACAUACUUAGAAUCCUCCUCAUGCACAAUUCUUAACAUCUUAACUGGCAAAUGGGACAACUGAGCCUAAUUUGACAUAGUGGUUUACCUAAGUGGCAAGCACAUACACACACAGAGAAAGAGAGAUUUGGGCUGCAGAUAUUCAAAUAAUUUCAAUGGGGAUCAUGCAGAAACCACAUUUUGGCCUACAAAAUAAUUACACAGCAGCAUUGCUUUGUAGUUAAUCCCUGUUGGUAUUUCUCCACUCCCAUUCAUAUGUAAGGGGGCAAUAUCAACAUGAAGGAUCGAUCACAUGGACACCUUUUAAAAACAAACAACCCAAAGCCUUGGCCAGCAUUCUUCAAACAAUAACAGAGUGAAAUCCUUAUCCAAGAUCUCUGAUAAGAGAAUAAGCAAUAGCUGAGCAUAUAUAUGCCAACUGUUGUCCUGUAUCUGUGGCCUGAGUUCAAAAGACUUCCCUGAUGCUCACUGAGGGUCUGGAAACAGAGAGUGAGAAGGUUGUUGGGUAAAUACUGGUUCAGGUAGGCCAGUCAGAUAUUUUCACUGACUGAAACUAUCUCCCAUUGUUUGCUCCAGAUAUAUGGACAUCCUUGCAAAAACGAUCAUGGUCAAGAUUUCAAAUGUUUUUCUUCAAAGGCUCUUCAGAAUCCUCUAGGAUUUGGUACUAUUUUUGACAUACACACACACACACACAAAACAAAUUUAGGAAUUGUAUUGGAGAACUCCCACCCCAAACAAAACAAAAUAACCCUCAGCUCAGUCGCCAGAAAAGAGAGACAUAUUUUUAUAACAAACAUACAUUUUUUGUACAUUAUGUUCAUUCUUAAAUGAUGUAAGUUCAAUGUUGUCUUGUAGAUAUUAAAAGGAGAGUAUUGACUUUUGAUUCAAUAAAUGUUUUCUUUCA
This is a messenger RNA of Anolis sagrei ordinatus, 3311 nucleotides long. RefSeq names its product CDC42 small effector 2 (gene CDC42SE2). Gene Ontology annotation, cellular component: plasma membrane. The record is from RefSeq and is a predicted model, not a curated record. NCBI's taxonomy places the organism in Eukaryota, Metazoa, Chordata, Lepidosauria, Squamata, Anolidae. Gene Ontology annotation, molecular function: small GTPase binding. Gene Ontology annotation, biological process: regulation of Rho protein signal transduction.